Messenger RNA from Aspergillus alliaceus, 1426 nucleotides. Its product is annotated as histone H4. Gene Ontology annotation, biological process: nucleosome assembly. Bases 477 to 788 code for a protein of 103 amino acids. Gene Ontology annotation, molecular function: DNA binding; structural constituent of chromatin; protein heterodimerization activity. Gene Ontology annotation, cellular component: nucleosome. Lineage: Eukaryota; Fungi; Ascomycota; Eurotiomycetes; Eurotiales; Aspergillaceae. The record is from RefSeq and is a predicted model, not a curated record. The transcript has 2 exons.
AUAGAGAUAUAGUUCGUGAAAGGUUGCGAUAUCCGAUGCCAAGCCCCUAUAUCACGUGAUCAAUACCCGCCCUGCUGGCCCGCGUGUUUCCCGCAGAAUGCGCCAAACGAAGCAUCGCCCAAAAACACGGGCUUGAAAGCGGUCGUUCAUAACGCCCUUUUUCACGCCCGCCACCCGCCAAUCAACGCGCUGCAUUGGUUUUGACUGAUCCAGGACAUCCCCCUAGGCUUAGUCAUUCACCGUGUGGGCAACUUUCAGGCGAAAUCACCCUUUCCCUUGCCGCCCGCCUGGAAAACCUAUAUAAACUAGAGCCCCUCUCCCGACCACGCUGUUCUUGACGUUCCUUAUUUCCCUUUUCCUUCUCGCAACCUCUAAUUUCAACAACUGGCCCGCAACGCGUCGCGUCUUAUCAUCCCACAACCCACCCUAUUUCAUCAAUUUUCAUCACUCUAUAAUCUCCUAAGUCUUCAAACAAUAUGUCUGGACGCGGCAAAGGUGGCAAGGGUCUCGGAAAGGGUGGCGCCAAGCGUCACCGCAAGAUCUUGCGUGAUAACAUCCAAGGUAUCACCAAGCCCGCCAUCCGUCGUCUCGCUCGUCGUGGUGGUGUCAAGCGUAUCUCUGCCAUGAUCUACGAGGAGACCCGGGGUGUUCUCAAGUCCUUCCUGGAAUCCGUCAUCCGUGACGCCGUCACUUAUACUGAGCACGCCAAGCGCAAGACGGUCACCUCGCUGGACGUGGUCUACGCUCUUAAGCGCCAGGGCCGUACCCUCUACGGUUUCGGUGGCUAAAUGCCUCGCCUUCGGUGCCUUUCUGUUUUGUCCCUCGUCCGGAGUGUACCGGCGGUUGUCGUCACACGGCCGAUCCUCGCUGGCUCGAAUGGACGGAGGUGCUGAGCGCUUCACGGAGUGAUACAUGUUUUUCAAUUCUAUUUUUUUUAACGGGGUCUACUUCAUGAUUACCAAUGGGUUCGGGGUUUUGGAUGGUCGGGUUUUGUUAUUCAGAUGGAUGGUCUUUUUACUGGGUUUUAGGAUAGUUUCGCCUGGAGGCAGCAAUCAGUUGAUCGUCUGUAGAUUCAUUGCAAUCACAGUCCAAUUACCUAAUUGUUUUACUUGGGAGUGGUAGAGAAGCAUAGACACGGUGCAGAGGGUAGAGUUGAUGAUGUUUUAAGAUCACAUGCCGCGACCGUCUCGUGCACGGACCACACGUGAGCAUGACGUUAUUCCCAAUCCCAAGCUGUUGGAACUUUUUGAACCUCGGCCAAAACACUCCUUCAGACUAAUCAUUGCAUGAUAACGCUUCGAUCCUUUUCUAUCCCAUCUCUGUUCGUUAUCAACCCUCUCCCGACCACCUUUACCUUGAUUGCGAUCCCACAGCCCAGGACAUGAGUAUUAUCCUCAUCAACGCUUAGAUGUACUCCGCAUAAGUU